This is a messenger RNA of Tricharina praecox, 965 nucleotides long. RefSeq names its product ADP-ribosylation factor family-domain-containing protein. Gene Ontology annotation, biological process: protein folding. Gene Ontology annotation, molecular function: GTP binding; GTPase activity. The transcript is spliced from 5 exons. Gene Ontology annotation, cellular component: cytoplasm; microtubule cytoskeleton. NCBI's taxonomy places the organism in Eukaryota, Fungi, Ascomycota, Pezizomycetes, Pezizales, Pyronemataceae. Bases 244 to 789 code for a protein of 181 amino acids. The record is from RefSeq and is a predicted model, not a curated record.
CACCAUUGGACCACGCAUUGACCACGUUGCGAGCGAUGCGUUCCCUUGGCACGAACACCUGGUUCGCUGGUGCGGCUGCCGGCAACGUGCCAGUAACUAACACCCCACCACUCGCUUGCGCUUGUCGUUUCCAAGCUCCAAGUUCCAACGUUGUUCGCACAACCUACAACUUGCAAGCCCACCCUCCCCACUUCCCUCUGCCGACAACCUAACUCCCGCGUAACCACCCGUAACCCAGUAACAAUGCUCUCCAUCCUGCGCAAGGCGCAGCUGAAGGACAAGGAGAUGCGCGUGCUGAUGCUCGGCCUCGACAAUGCGGGGAAAACUACCAUUGUCAAGUGCAUCAUGAACGAGGACGUCAAUACCGUCAGUCCCACGCUGGGAUUCAUCAUCAAGACUAUCGACUACCAAGGCUACAAGUUGAACAUCUGGGAUGUCGGCGGCCAAAAGACUUUGCGAAGCUACUGGCGCAACUACUUCGAAAAGACGGAUGCGCUGAUCUGGGUUGUCGACGCCACCGACCGUUUCCGUCUCGAAAAUUGUGCCGAGGAGCUUGCCGGCCUGCUUCAGCAAGAGAGAUUACUCGGUGCCAGUCUGCUCGUCUUCGCCAACAAGACCGAUGUUAGUGGGUGUAUGGACCUUCAGGAGAUCCGAGAGGGCCUGCGACUCGACGACAUCAAGUCCCACAAAUGGACGAUCCUGCCUUGCAGCGCCAUGACAGGCGAAAACCUGUUCGAAGGGCUUGACUGGGUGGUGCAGGAUGCGAAGGAUAGGCUUUUCCUGUACUGAUUCGCGGUUGGGUAUACACAUCGUACAUAUCAUACAUGAUACGUGAUACAUUCAUCCGGGGUCGUGACUGUGGAAACGGGUUGGUUGGAGAGCAGGGGAUAAACUCUUAUGAUGUAACCUAGGUAUCCUGCCGAUGUCGCGCGUGCUUUACUCAGUUUCACAAUGCGUACAUACCC